CAGCCCAGCAGCCCAGUGCCCACGGACUGCCCAAUGCGACCAGUGCGGCCAGUGUGACCAAUGCGACCCCAUCGCUCCCAGCCAGAUGGGAAAGCCUGCGGGGAGAGUUCUGUCAUGCGGCCCCGAACUUUGCUCGAGUGAAGCAUCCCGACGGAUCAGGCAAGCCGAACUGCAAGUGCGCAAUAGCCAAGAGUUUUGGCUCUCCACCAAGGUCAAUAUCCGGGGUAACAUACAGCCGUCGACCAGGUGGCCUACCAGAGCCGCCAGGUGGCAGGGACGCCGGCGAUUCGUCGUGACAGUGCGAAGCCCGGCUAUGAUACCUUGCUCGGCGUCACGGGGUCGGGUCUGGCAUCGUCAUUGCACACGAUGAAGGCUCCUGAAGCCACCGCCGACUUGAUAGUCUUAUCAUAGACUGCAUCCAGGCGGAACAAGUCAAAGUUCCACAGGCGACCAUGACGACCGGCGACAGUGCCUCGGUCUCGCCCCGAGUGGGAGGUCGGCGGGCCCGCGAUUCUCGUCCGGCGCAGACUGCUCGUCGCAACCCGAGGGCCAAGCACGUCCGAACGAGAACCGGCUGCUGGAACUGCAGGCGUAAGCGCAAGAAAUGCGAUGAGCAAAGGCCAUCCUGUAAGGAGUGCUCGCUGAGGGGGGUGCCAUGCGAAUGGGGAGUGCGGCUGGUCUUCCGCCCCGAGCAUGUCGAGUCUAUUCCAGCCAGCCAUCCGUCAAUGCUUGAGACAGCCACAGGGCAGUCCAGUGGGGAUAUCGAGAUAAUCGACGUGACCAGUGAAGUCAUACGGGACUAUUGGAAUGAGUCCAACAUGUCCGCCACUACCGGCGGCACUGUCGGUGGCCACCAGCAUAAAUCCCCAGAUCAACAGGACCCAGGGGAUCAGCAACCUCGUGGAUCCCCGAAAUCUUCAAAGGGAAGCACUGUUUCCACGCUUUCCACGUUGUCUGGCCAGAGGGACGACGUGGCUUCGCUGACCGCCGCCGGCACCUCGGGACAUGCCACUGAUGCUGCCUCAGCACCCGUCACGCCGGCCCCAGGUCACCUUCCGAACCUGGAGGGCUCAGCGAACAUCUUGUCGCCGCACUCAUACGAUAUGAUUCAUUCUGCAGCUGCUCAGCUGCUCGAUUUGGGAUGCUCAACACCCGGUGCACCUCCUAACGCUGGCGCACCUCAGAGCGGACUGUUACAACCGGCAACCCAUAGCAGCAAUCACAGCAUUGCCAGCCCGGGCUCGGAGGGAAUGUCACACGAUGGCAUCUUCUUGCCUGGCUCGGCUUACUUGGAGUUCCACUCCGCUCUGAGAAGUCACACUUUCAAUGCUGCUCGCUCGGCCUUUCCAAGCCGGUGUGGCACGCCGGAACACUCAGAGGCUGCACACGCAACGGCUGGGCCUGAAGGUCAGCUCGGAGAGGGUUGCCUGCUCUCGAUUCCCAACACAUCAGACAACGUAUCGUCCCUGGACGACGUGGCUUUGUCUCGGCCAACUCCUCGGCUCAGCGAGCUGUCCCAACAGGAAGAGUUCGAACUAUGGAAGAAUUGGGUAGAUGAAAUUGGCCCAUGGCUCGACAAAUUUGACAAUCAACGACGAUUUGUUCGCGUGCUGCCCCCACUAGCACAAGAACACCCCCACUUACGAUACUCGAUGCUUGCCCUGUCGGCCCGGCAGCUAGAGAGAAAGUUCCCUGACCGGCCUGCUACCAGCCUGCAGCUUUACCAGGAAGCCAUUCACCAGCUUGUGCCACAGCUGCAGACAAGGACCACGACUGUGGUCGCAUCAUGCGUUGUUCUCUGUGUUCUGGAGAUGAUGAGCUGUUCUCCGAAAAUGUGGCGCCGGCAUCUUGAUGGUUCCGCCAGCCUCAUUCUAUCGCUGGGCAUCAACGGGUUUUCUGGAGGAUUAGAGCAGGCCCUUUUCUGGUGCUUCGCACGUAUGGACCUAUGCGGUGCGCUCAUCUCAGACGAGCGGACGAUAAUUCCAAUCGAUAGCUGGUUACCGAAAACCGCUGCGGAUGUAAACGUCCGCCAGGCCUACAGUGCAGGUGGGUUCGAUAUGUACGCCAACUACAUUGUGCACCUCUGCGCCGAGGCUAUGGACCUGUUUGCCGACAGCACCAAAGGUCGCGAGGAGUUCAGUCGGCACUGGAGCAGCCUCUUUUCGCGUCUCAGCGACUGGUAUCACUUCCGGCCUCCGGAGAUGAGACCUGUGCUCGAUCUCCCGAAUUUAUUAGAGACCGAGCCUGAACGACCUUUUCCCAUCCUUCUGUUCUCUAACCCCUCCGCCAUAUCCGGAAAUCAAAUGUACCAUACUGCCUCUCUCCUUAUGCUUCAGAGAAUCCCUCGAGGCACCAGGCUGCCAACUGGGACCCGGUCUAUGCUCUGGCAUGCUCGUAGGAUAUGCGCCAUCUCGAUAUCCAACACCGACCAUGCCUGCUGGACCAACUGCAUCCAACCUCUUUGGAUAGCAGGGCGCAUCAUGUCCAACCCGUCUGAGCACCGCGCAAUUCUCAAGACGUAUGAGCUUAUCGAGAAGGAGACCGGCUGGGGCGCCAAAUGGCGAGCAGACGACCUAAGGACAUUUUGGGGAGACCUUGACGGAGGAUGAAUUAUUCACGAAUUCUUUUUUGAUAUUAUUCUAGCACGAAGCUGUCUAUGCAGAAGCACAGUGACCUCCGUCCACCCUGAGGUCUGCCCCUGUCAUGAAGCAACUGCCUUGGGAGAGGAGGAACACUGCUGGCGCCUUGAAGUCUUCAGGCGCCCCGAGCCGUCCGAGGAGUGCUCCCGCCAUCCAAAUCUUCUCCAGCUCUGGAUUCGUUGCCAACAACGCAUCUGUCAUGGCCGUCCUGAUGUACCCUGGGGACAAAGUGUUCACCCUGAUGCCGUAUUGGCCCCACUCUUGCGCGACCGAUCGGCACAGUUGCUGUACUGCGGCUUUGCUGGUGUUAUACGCUGAACAUGACAACCCCUGCAAGGAAAGACGUCAGUCAGCUUGUGUCAAACAGACAUGCUCCACAGAUGCGCAAAAUACUUACGCGGUUGGCAAUUUCACCAGACAUGGAAGCAAUCAUAACGAUGCUUCCCUUGACGCCAUUCUUGAUCAGGAUCCUCGCCGUGUGCUUCGCUGUGAGGAAGGUGCCGGUGACGUUGACGCUCAUCAUGCGCUCGAAGUCCGACUUGGGGUAGUCGACUGCGGGCGUCUUCUGUUGGAUGCCGGCACAGGCGAUUGCGCCGUAGAAGGGGGCACCCGCCUCUCGCCCUUCUCUCUCGACCUCGUCCAGGAUAUUGGAGAGGUUCUCCUCAUCUGUGAUGUCGACGCGGCGGUAGGAGAGCUUGAGUCCGGAUGUCUUGGCCGUCUUCUCGAUCGCCGCCCACUCGUCCGCGGCGGGGGUCUCGAGGAUAUCCAGGCAGGCAACAUUGCCGCCGGCCUCGAGAACGGCGGCGGCGAGUGUGAUUCCCACGCCGCGACCGCCUCCGGUGAUGGCAAUAGUCUUGCCGCUCAGCGAGAACAAGGCUGUGUGGGAGACGUUUGCUGGUGUGAUCCUGGACUCUGGGACGUCCGCCGGGAGCUUGAAGUCGGGAAUCUGUUCACCCAUGGUGUAUAGAUCUGCGAGGUGCUAGCGGGUGGUGUGGGUAUCGAGAGGUAAUCGAGAGGAACGUGUUCUAAAUGUCAAUGAGAAGCUAGUUGUAAGAACGAUGGAAUGACGACAAUCUAUAUUGGAUGGGAAGAGAAAGGGAACAAGGAACACCAGAAUUACCGCGAGAAAAGGACACUAUGAUAAGAGCGAUUUUCUAGAAGCAAUCGUCAUGCCAGUUUCGAUCA
Diaporthe batatas is the source of this 3824-nucleotide messenger RNA. RefSeq lists its product as uncharacterized. The coding region runs from base 453 to 2609 and encodes 718 amino acids. Gene Ontology annotation, cellular component: nucleus. Gene Ontology annotation, biological process: positive regulation of transcription by RNA polymerase II. The record is from RefSeq and is a predicted model, not a curated record. NCBI's taxonomy places the organism in Eukaryota, Fungi, Ascomycota, Sordariomycetes, Diaporthales, Diaporthaceae. Gene Ontology annotation, molecular function: transcription cis-regulatory region binding; zinc ion binding; DNA-binding transcription factor activity, RNA polymerase II-specific. The transcript is spliced from 6 exons.